AUGACAUCUAACGGAUCGUACAACCUAACCGUCGACGGUGAGCUUCGAUAUCUGGUUCAGUGGUUCGGGGAGUGGAGCGAUUUUCAACGCGAAGACUUUGUGCCGUAUCUCGUGUCCUAUCUGUCGUGCCAAAGUGGUGGCGGCACUUACGUUAAUGGGUUGAUCAGUGCCAUGGCUCAAAUAAACCCCGGUCAGGACAAACCUAUGAGUUUAUUCCAGUGUAGGGUCAAACUAUUUAACGAAUGGUCCGGUAAGUGGCCGGAAGAGUUUAAAUCGACACUACUUGAGCGGCUGGACCAGAUUGACAGUACAUUUGGCGCGCGGAUACGAGCAGAGAUGGAAGACAGUAGGAAGGCCGUGAAUGGUGCAGUUGAUGAAACUUCGGACGCGUCAGAUGUAAAGACGGAGGAAUCUGAAUCAUACCCCGCAAACGCCAGCAUCGACGCCACCUCGGUUACUGCUACUGCCAUUCUCAUUGCAGAUGAGGACUAGGGCAUGGUCGUAGGACAAGAUUUUUUUCAAUAUCAACAUUCCCCCUAAGUACCUUUACUCGGUGAUGUGAAAAACCGAUGUACAACACCACACAUCAUCAUGGCUAUGCCAUUUAUUUUGUUUAGCAGCUCUCGAACGAAAGCAGUUUGAUAUUUAUUAAUCAUGCUCCGUUAUAAAUAGCCAUUCCAGAAGUAGGGUUUAAUUCACACAGGUCGAUGUAGACUUGUUGUAACAGUAACACGUGCUGACUCCGAAUAAGUCAUUAUCGAAACUCACCAGGAAGAAUCUCACAGUUUUCGUAGCAUGCACCAAGUAUGGUUCCUCGUCUAUGUUAAGGACGACUUAUGCCGUUUUAAUAAUUCCCUGCAUACGCAGUAAACAUGGGUUUCGAUUGUAAAACCCGUUGUGAUCAUCAGUGAUCGUUCUACGCCCCUAAUCAUUCAUACGGCUGAAUUG
This is a messenger RNA of Anopheles nili, 948 nucleotides long. RefSeq lists its product as uncharacterized. The transcript is spliced from 2 exons. The coding region runs from base 1 to 492 and encodes 163 amino acids. NCBI's taxonomy places the organism in Eukaryota, Metazoa, Arthropoda, Insecta, Diptera, Culicidae. The record is from RefSeq and is a predicted model, not a curated record.